Drosophila virilis is the source of this 486-nucleotide messenger RNA. The record is from RefSeq and is a predicted model, not a curated record. NCBI's taxonomy places the organism in Eukaryota, Metazoa, Arthropoda, Insecta, Diptera, Drosophilidae.
AUGGGCAUCGUUGCAUCGCGUCAUCUCAGCGCAGAGAAGCUACAGGAGAUCCAGAACGAAUCGGGCUUCUCGCCGCUGCGCAUCGACUAUCUGCUGGGCCAAUAUCAAUCGCUGGAACGUGACACCGAGGGCCGGGUGCUGCGCAGCGAGCUGCUUAAAGUGCCGCCGGUGGCUGCUCAUCCGCUGGCCGAUCGGCUGGUCGAUGUGUAUCUGUAUCCAUCGCUGGGCUUUCGCCAUUUCAUGCAUGGCCUCUCUCGCUUUCGGCGCAGCGAACCGCUGCAGCGGAAACUGCAAUCCCUGCUGGGCAUGUACGAUGCGGACGGCGAUGGACUGCUCAGUGCGGAUCAGUGCGAUGAGCUGCUCGGCCGGCUGCCGGCGACGCGACGCGAACUCCGCUCGAUGCGCUGGAAGCUAAAGAAGCAAGGCGGCGUCUGUGUGCUUAACUUAACCGCCCUUCCCUUCCUGGCUGCUUCUGCACCUGCCUGA